AUGACUGGCCCAACUAAAAGGCGAGCCAAGCUCUCCAUGGCGUGCUUCACCGUUGACCCGCUCAAGGUUGUAGUCGGCAAAGACGAAUCACAAAAAAUGUUUUAUAUCCAGAAGGAGCUCAUAUGUAGCGAGUCCGAGUUCUUCGCAAUUGCUUGUAAGGACGCAUGGAAGAGCGGCAGAGACAAUACCGUCACCCUUGCUGAGAACGAUCCGGAAAUCUUUGGAGUCUUCCUAGUCUGGCUCACCACCCGCGAUAUCCAAAACGCGGACGGCGUGCUGUCUCUUGAAUUUGUCGAGCAAGAAUUCGGGAAAGGCAAACAGAAUGAUGCAUUCAAAGACGCGACGGUCAAUUCCGCAUCUGCACAAUUUGACUUGCUAGCUCGUUGCUACGGCUUCGGGGAUUUUAUUCAAAGCAUGGGCUUUUGCAAUUGUGCCAUGGACCACAUCAUCAGUAUUUCCCACCACGUUUGGAAAGGCUCGAAUAAAAUCAUAGGGGUCGCAGCCAGACACAUCAAGCUCGUGUAUCCCCUCACCAAGGUCAAUUCCCGCUUGCGCCAGUUUUGUAUCGAUACGUGGGUCACUAGCGUGUCGAGUAAGUGGGUGGAAGCCAACAUCGAGUUCUACUUGGGAAGAACUUGUGACGAUUUCUUAAAAGCCAUUAUUCCUAGACUGAUGGUUAAGGAGACUUGGGGGAAAGAAUACUACCCUGAUGAGUAUCCUUGGGUUUUCCCGUGGCGACGACAGCCAGCUUACUAUCAUCUCAAACCGACGCCGGAGAUGGUCAAUGGGACGGUUGGGGUCUAG
Glarea lozoyensis ATCC 20868 is the source of this 804-nucleotide messenger RNA. RefSeq lists its product as uncharacterized. Bases 1 to 804 code for a protein of 267 amino acids. The transcript has 2 exons. NCBI's taxonomy places the organism in Eukaryota, Fungi, Ascomycota, Leotiomycetes, Helotiales, Helotiaceae. The record is from RefSeq and is a predicted model, not a curated record.